UUGGGCAGAAUCACACAACGCUGCAGAGAAAGCAAAGAUGCAGUCAAACGCAGGUUACAAGCUCUGAGCAAACAAAUAUAUUGAUAGUUCAGAAGAGAAGAAGCGGUCAACAGUGUCCUUGCUGGACAUACGCGCACUCCUAAAUAGUUUUCACCGAGCUCCAGCACGAUGCUGUUGAAGAGCUGCGCCUUGUUUCUAGCCAUCAUCUACUCUAGUGUGGAGUGGACAAGGGCUGAUGGCUGCUCGGGGUCAGGAUGUGGAAAGUGUGACUGCAGCGGUGUGAAAGGUGAAAAGGGUGAGAGGGGAUUUCCUGGACUGCAGGGCAACAUGGGGUUUCCUGGCAUGCAAGGACACGAGGGCCCAGUGGGGCCGAUGGGGCCCAAGGGCGAUCAUGGUGAAUAUGGAGCUCCUGGAAUGAAAGGAAUACGAGGCCCUCCUGGGUUACCAGGAUUCCCAGGAAAUCCAGGUCUUCCGGGAAUCCCAGGACAGGAUGGCCCUCCCGGUGGAGCAGGAAUCCCAGGAUGCAAUGGGACAAAGGGAGAGCGAGGCUUAGACGGACUCCCGGGCGUAUCAGGUCUGCCAGGCCCACCUGGUGCCCAUGGUGUGCCAGGAAUGAAGGGUGAGGCAGGUGGUGUCCUUGAUGGUUUUAUCCCAGAGAAAGGUGAAAAAGGAUUUCCUGGGUACUCAGGUUCACAGGGGCCUGCAGGACCUGCGGGGGUCCCAGGGCCAAUUGGACCCGUUGGCACUCAGGGAGCCAGAGGUUAUCCAGGUCCUCCUGGGCCACCUGGACCGAAGGGUGACAGGCUGACUUUCCUGGGUGAAAAAGGAGAAAAGGGAAGUCCAGGCAUAAGGGGCCCCCCGGGUCCCCCAGGACGCCCUUCUCAUGAAUCCGAGUCCCCCCCUCUUUCUCAUAUCGAACAAGGACCGCGGGGAGAAAAGGGUGCACGUGGAGACAGAGGAGAAAAAGGCUACUGUCUGCCACAUCACCAUGGGAUCAAAGGUGAACCGGGUCCUCCCGGUCCCAGGGGCAAAUCAGGCAAGGAUGGCGAAUAUGGCAGCAAAGGGGAGAGAGGUUAUGAUGGCACACUUGGAUACACUGGACGACCGGGUGAAAAAGGUGACAGGGGGCCUCCUGGAAAUGCUGGUGGCCCCCCCGGACCUCCUGGAUCUCCUGGUAGUCCCGGCAUAAAAGGAGAACGAGGUUAUCACGGUAGUCAAGGAGACCCAGGUCUUCCAGGCAGGAAUGUGGAGGGUCCCGAAGGAGAAAGAGGCUUCCCAGGAGAGUCCGGACAGAAGGGAGAGAGGGGGCCUCCUGGUCUGUCUCUUCCUGGCCAAGACGGCAAAGACGGACUCCCUGGACCACCCGGAUCCCCUGGACCUGCAGGAGACGGAGAUUGCACCAUGGAGCGAGGGUUCCCUGGAUACCCCGGGCCCCCUGGGCUCAGUGGGGAACAGGGACAAAAGGGUGAGAAAGGGGACACCUGCGUGCACUGUGAGGCCUCUGGCCCCCCAGGAGAGCCGGGCCCCCAGGGGCCCUCUGGGAAACAAGGUUUCCCCGGACCUGCCGGUCGAAAGGGAGAGAAAGGCUCGCCUGGACUUGCCGGUGCUGCUGGGGACCCGGGUAAGCCCGGCAACCCAGGCCUGAUGGGGUCCCCCGGGGCCCACGGCGAGCCAGGGGACAUUUAUGUGGCUCCGGGAUUGAAGGGGGAGAAAGGUUUGCCUGGCACCCACGGCCAAAACGGGCUGCCGGGUCUGGACGGGCUCCCUGGCAGAGACGGGCUACAGGGCCAGCCUGGACCCAAAGGAGAGCCAGCAACUGUGGGUAGCAAAGGAGAACGGGGUCUGGAUGGGGAACCGGGUUUCAGCGGCCCCCCAGGAGAACGGGGUCCUCCAGGUAUCCCUGGUUACGGGCGCCAGGGAGAGUCUGGGGAGAAGGGCAGUCAAGGGUCACCAGGACGUCCUGGAGCUCCUGGGACAGUAGGACCCAAAGGUGAGCCAGGGAAAGGCGUGAGCACACCUGGUCCACAGGGAGCUCCUGGACCUCGGGGAGAGACGGGGAGAACGGGCCCCGCAGGCGACCACGGUCCCCAGGGUGAUCCCGGGGCACAAGGCAACCCCGGACAGAAAGGUGACACAGGCCCCCCAGGAAUCGGACUCCCCGGCAUACCUGGACCCAAAGGGUACAUGGGCAAACAAGGCGGUCCAGGACUGCCUGGAGAGCCAGGGCGUCCUGGGCAGAAUGGGUUUGAUGGACGCCCAGGAAAAUCUGGACAGAAGGGUGAACCAGGACGAGGCUUGCCAGGGCCCAAAGGCUCCAUGGGGCCCCCGGGGACUGUCGGUUUCCAAGGAGAGAAGGGGGGCUUAGGGCUUCCUGGGAUCCCGGGAAGAGAAGGACUUACAGGACUUCCCGGAGCUCAGGGAAUCAAAGGUGACACCGGACCUCCUGGAAGACAGGGGUUGCAGGGGCCUGCUGGUCCCCCAGGACUGGGUGAGCCGGGGUUACCUGGACCUAUCGGUCCUCCAGGCUUGCCUGGCCCCCUCGGGCGCGGUGGAGUGAAGGGAGAUAAAGGGUACCCCGGUCCCUCGGGUUUGGACAUGCCCGGGCCUCAGGGAGAGAAGGGUAACCCAGGAUAUCAGGGGCUCCCAGGAUCUAAGGGCUUGCCUGGGCGAACAGGCCCUCAAGGAAGAGAUGGUUUCAUAGGCCAGAAAGGUCUUAAGGGAGAGAUGGGGGUGAUUGGAACCCCAGGAUCUCCCGGAAAUCCUGGUUCCCCUGGACAGCCUGGUUCCCCUGGACCAAGAGGUGACCCCGGUUUCAUCGGGCCGAGGGGUGGUGUUGGUGACAUUGGACAGAAGGGAGACAGAGGAGAGCGCGGUCUACAGGGGCCUGCAGGGAACAUGAGCGAAGUGGACAUGGAGCACAUGAAGGGAGAGAAGGGGGACCACGGGGACAGAGGUAACAACGGAGUGACAGGUCAAAAAGGAUACCCAGGCCAGCCCGGAGUACCAGGAAUGCCAGGGAAAAAUGGAGAUCCAGGAACACCUGGACACCAAGGUGAGAAAGGUGACCAAGGAGAACCGGGUGUGCCAGGAGCUGUGGGUACCCCUGGACUGAAGGGCCAUAUUGGAGAGAUGGGGCUGCCAGGUUCUGCCGGACCCAAAGGCAAUAAAGGAACGAAUGGGACCCCGGGGCAUCCAGGAUUCCCAGGUUCGACCGGGACCAAAGGAGAGAAGGGGGAUGUAGGUCUGCCAGGAAUCGGUGUCCCCGGAGCCCCAGGUGAAAAGGGGCAACCUGGUGAAACAGGAUCCCAAGGAUUCCCGGGAGAAAAGGGGCAUAAGGGUGGGAUGGGAACACUGGGAAUGCCAGGAAAACCAGGACAGAAGGGAGACCUUGGGCUGAAUGGUCAACAAGGCAUCCCUGGCUGGCCAGGUGAGAAAGGAGUCCCCGGAUUACCUGGGUCAGCAGGUGAACCGGGUCUGCAGGGACGACCAGGGGAACCAGGUCUGCAGGGCGCCCCGGGUCCUCACGGGGAAAAAGGAGAGCCUGGCGUAGACGGUAUCCCAGGGUCCUCAGGAGAGAGGGGCGAGCCAGGAACGCCUGGCAGAGGCUAUCCUGGAACCCCUGGUCCGUUUGGCAGUAAAGGUGACAAAGGCAAUGCCGGGGUUCCGGGAAUUCCAGGCAGCCCCGGUAUCCCGGGUUCGAAGGGGGAUAAGGGUUUCCCAGGGACCCAAGGGCAGCUGGGCCGACAAGGGGAGCAGGGCCCCCCUGGGACAUCCAUGGAGGGGCCCAAAGGAGACAGAGGAGUAGCAGGGGAUCCUGGAGAGAGAGGCACACCUGGGUCCCCGGGGCCCGCCGGAGUUCCGGGACGGGCUGGGUCAAAGGGGGACAAAGGAGAUCAGGGCUACCACGGGCCUCCAGGACAAGACGGAUCCAAGGGCGACAGAGGACCACCCGGUGCUCCUGGACAAACUGGGCUGCCAGGAUUUAAUGGACCAAAGGGAGAAAUUGGGCAACAGGGCUUCCAUGGAUUCGAAGGGAUGAAAGGAGAUGCUGGAUCUGCUGGACCGAAAGGAGAGUUGGGAGAUAGAGGCUUCCCUGGAGUGAAAGGAAAUGUUGGGCCUCCAGGGCCCCAGGGCCCCCACACCUUCAUCAAAGGAGAAAUCGGCCUUCCUGGGCCUGCUGGACAGGAGGGCCACAGAGGGUCACCAGGGUUUCCUGGAGCUAAAGGGUUGCAAGGCGUGACCGGACGGCAAGGUCCCAAGGGAGAGGACGGGCAGCCUGGGUACCAUGGUCGCUCUGGCAGCAAGGGGGAGCCCGGUCCUGUCGGACCUACAGGACCCAGAGGGUACCCUGGCCCCCCCGGGCCUGACGGAGUGCCCGGUCAGGUGGGGCCACCCGGUCCCUCCUCCAUGGACCACGGCUUCCUGGUGACACGGCACAGCCAGUCGGUGGAGGUUCCUAUCUGCCCUCUGGGCACCAGACUUAUCUACGAUGGCUACUCCCUCCUUUAUGUCCAGGGCAACGAGAGGUCACACGGACAGGACCUUGGGACUGCGGGGAGCUGCUUGAAGAAGUUCAGCCCCAUGCCCUUCCUCUUCUGCAACAUCAACAAUGUCUGUAACUUCGCCUCCAGGAACGACUACUCCUAUUGGCUGACCUCUCCCGAGCCCAUGCCCAUGAGCAUGGCGCCUGUAACUGGUCAGAGCAUCAAGCCCUUUAUCAGCAGGUGUUCUGUGUGUGAGGCCCCUGCCAUGGUGAUGGCAGUCCACAGCCAGACCAUAAUGAUCCCUGCGUGUCCGAAUGGAUGGGACUCCCUGUGGAUUGGAUACUCCUUUGUCAUGCACACCAGCGCUGGCGCAGAAGGUUCCGGUCAGGCCCUGGCGUCCCCCGGCUCCUGCCUGGAGGAGUUCCGGUCCGCCCCCUUCAUCGAGUGCCAUGGGCGCGGCACCUGCAACUACUACGCCAACUCCUACAGCUUCUGGCUGGCCACCAUCGAGGACGAGGAGAUGUUCAUAAAACCCAUCCCAACCACCUUGAAAGCUGGCAAUCUUCGAACUCACAUCAGCAGAUGCCAGGUGUGCAUGAAGAGAACAUAAUGUAGAAAUCGCUUUGGCCUGUCUUUAUUAUUAUUUUACAGUUUCAGGUUUUUUUUUGUGACAAAUGAUGGUGCUAUUUGGUGAGGAUAAAGACAGCUUCAUUCCAAAAAAAGCAACAACCCACUUUAUUCCAAAUAAUAGACACUGUGUUCGUGUUACAAGCCGAGCGAAUGCAGUGUCGAACUACAGGAUUACGAGCCAGGAGCCUGAACUUUCAGCACUUUGCUCCCUUUACAAACAUUACCGCGACGUUUCUUUGCUGAAUGGCACUUUGUUUCUUACUGCACUGACUAUAUCCCUCUGUAAGCAGGUGUCCAUUUUAAAGCUGUGUGUUUGUGAAUACGGUGAUGUCUGCCAUAUCUACCUUUUUGAUACAUGUCAUUCAUUCAAUCAAUUACUUAACGUUUUACAGAUACCACUUAAAUCUGCAUCAGUGUAAAGAUAUAAAUAGUUUUGUUUGUUUUGUAUUUGAAAACGACAGAGUUACAGGUGAUAGUCACUGAAAUUUGUUUGUGGGAUAUACAUAGGUUACAGUACCACAUCACUCUCUGGUGGUACCGCAAAUAGCCUCAGCUUCAUUGUAAAUAUGUUGCUUCCAAAGUGCGCAAUACCCAGCCACGUAAGAUGUCAUGUCAGGCAAUUACAUUCAUUUGUGUGCAACAUUUUUUCUUUUUAACUUAUGAGGGAGAAGAUACUGUAUGUAGGAAGAUAUGUCAGUGCACGUGAAAAGCCAAAGUUAAUCGCAGUCUGUCAAUCUACAGUAAAAUGGUAAACAUUCUCAGUAGUAACAUUCUCAGUAGCAACACUACAUGUACACAGGCACAUAUUUAUUGUGUAAAAAGCACUGCAUGUUGCACACCUGGAGAGAGAGUCCUGGAUAUCCUUUUUUUCUCAAUGCAGAGUGCGAUCAUGUGAUUGGCGGGAUGAAGUAGUAACAAUUUAUGUAAUUUCACAUUAAGGUUUGGGGCCAAUGUUGUUUUGUAAUUGAAAGCAAUGUAUGCCUUGGGGAACUCUCCCUCUGUGUCCAUACCCCUGCUACUGUAAGCACACCACCACCCUCGUCAUGGCAUCCUGUGGAAAAUGUAGACCCUUCCAAUAUAAAACCAUAGAGUUCCCCAGUAAUGAGGAUUGCCCUGUUAGUGAGACAGUUACUGGCUAUGGAGGGAAGAGACAAGGUCUUUAAACUAUCACCAUGGUGACAAACAGCCACACACCAAAAGCCAGCGAUUUGGAUUAAACUCGCCCUGAUCCGUGUGAAAUGGUCUUGUUCACAUCGGACAAGGAUUCUGCUACAGUUCUUCUCUUACAAAACAACCUCAACUUUCAAUCCCUGCAUCCCUUAAUUCAUAAGGACUAAUAUACCGGUAGUUUUUGUCUUCAAUAUUUUGUUGGCAAGAAUAUAGAUGUGAUAAAAUAAACAGAAAUAUAUGAUGUUUCACUUGAUUCCUCAAUUAUGCAAACUAAUUUCCAGUAAUCAAAGUCUUGCUAGUUUAUUAUUAAUUUAUACAAUUAUUUAUAUACUGCUUUCAUAUUUUGCUUUUGUGGAUAUCUACAGCGUUUUUAGUUAGAUAGAUUAUUCAUAUGUCUAAUAUCAGACAGAGAUAUAUACGUUUUGCCUACAGUAUGUCUCAUGCAAAAUUAUAAGUUGUCAAUUUUCGUGAAUUCAUGAAUUUGACAUUUGUUGUCCAGGCCAGUGGCCCAGUGCUCAGUAGUGUAGACAUUCCACACUAAUUUAGUAGCAGAAUACAGUAAGUUGACUUUUGAAAAGGAACCCUUUGCAUGCCCAAACUUUAUUGCCAAAUAAAGUGGAGAAAAUGGCAUCUAUUAAAUCCAAAGAAAUUCCAUGAGCUGUUUCUUGCAAAAUAUAUUAUACUUCAGAUAAUUGUAACAAGGAUUUCCAAGAAGCAGCAGACAGAUUAUAUUUCCGUUAAUACCCAAUAGUUGUAUCACCAACUUCAUUCAGGUUUUGCUGUGUCUUGCUGUGAUUGUCAUCAUUCAGUAUUGAGGGCAGUUUCCAUCAUCAGCCAUGUCUGUCUGUCUGUAUGUGUCUGUAUGUCUCUGUCAAUAUAUGUAAGAACAAGUACUCCAAAUACCAAGAGAUAAAUGCAGUUAUUUGGUGAAAUUUUAGAAAUUUGUAUUUGUGGUGCAGCCUUUGGACUCACAUUAACAAAAAUGGGUCUUGUUGUCACAUUUCUUCUCCUGCAGAAUCCAUACUGUGCAAUUCAUACAAUAAAUUAAUUUGUAUAAAAUGUCA
This is a messenger RNA of Conger conger (European conger), 7348 nucleotides long. RefSeq names its product collagen, type IV, alpha 1 (gene col4a1). Bases 169 to 5094 code for a protein of 1641 amino acids. Lineage: Eukaryota; Metazoa; Chordata; Actinopteri; Anguilliformes; Congridae. The transcript is spliced from 52 exons. The record is from RefSeq and is a predicted model, not a curated record. Gene Ontology annotation, cellular component: basement membrane; collagen trimer. Gene Ontology annotation, molecular function: extracellular matrix structural constituent.